GCUGCUGCCGCUGCGGUGCCACCGCCGUCUCACUCCGCCGGCAUGAGGGCUCUGCAGGCCCCGCCGCCCCAACAAAUCCCCCGGGGUCCUGUACAACAGCCCCUGGAGGAUCGGAUCUUCACUCCCACCGUCUCGGCUGUGUACAGCACGGUUACGCAGGUGGCAAGACAGCCAGGCCCUCCUGCCCCCUCCCCUUACUCUCCUCAUGAAAUAAACAAGGGGCAUCCAGCCCUUGCUGCCACACCCCCCGGACAUGCCUCUUCCCCUGGUCUCACUCAGCAGCCAGGAGGGAGGAGGGACAGAAGCUUUCCACCCCACCCAAGAGCCAGCAGUCUUUUUGAAGAUCCAAGGGAACUGGUGCAAAGGAUUCUGGGAUGUGGGAUGGCUCCGUACCCCGCGGGACAGAACGCCGCACCCACCACGCUGGUGUACCCCCAGGCCCCUCAGGCGAUGAGCACGCAGCCUCAGACCCGCUCUCCGCCCGGCAGAGCAGUGCCCAUCCCUUGCCUUGGCCCCUGGAAGCGGAGGAAGGUUUUGGAACAGAGUCCGGUUUACAGGUCCUUGGCGGGAAGAGGCUGGAUAAAAUACUACCUUUUUGCAGCUGGGCCGCGACCUGCCCACCACCAGGGAGGAUUCAGACCUAUCCAGUUUUUCCAGAGGCCUCAAAUCCAGCCCCCUCGAGCUACGAUCCAGAACAGCAGCCCCUCUCUCCGCCCAGGCGCACAAACCCCUACGGCUGUCUAUCAGGCCAAUCAGCACAUCAUGAUGGUCAACCACCUCCCGAUACCCUAUCCGAUGCCUCAGGGCCCCCAGUACUGUAUUCCACAGUAUCGGCAUAGCGGUCCUCCUUACGUGGGCCCCCCACAACAGUAUCCUGUUCAGCCCCCAGGGCCUGGCCCCUUUUAUCCAGGACCGGGGCCUGGAGAAUUCCCCAACGCCUAUGGAGCCCCUUUCUAUCCGAGUCAGCCGGUGUAUCCGUCGACGCCCAUCAUAGUGCCUACCCCCCAACAACAGCCGCUCCCACCCACCAAGCGGGAGAAGAAGACGAUCCGCAUCCGGGAUCCGAAUCAAGGGGGCAGAGACAUAACGGAAGAAAUUAUGUCUGGCGGAGGGAGCAGGAACCCCACGCCUCCUGCAGUCCGGCCCACCUCUACCCCUACGCCUCCCCAGCAGCAGCCGCAGCCGCAGCUGCCCAGCCAGGUCCCUGAGCACAACGCUGUGGCCUGCGGGACCGUGGAGAGCUCUCCCCUUCCUGCCAGCAGCCCCAUCGCAACGACGGGCAGCCUCAAGCAAGAAGAGAAGCCUAAAACAGAUCCAGUAUUAAAAUCUCCUUCCCCUGCCCUCAGACCAGAGCCGAGUGGAGAGAGGAAAGAACCAGCGGGCCUGACUGCGGAGACCCCCCUCUGCCCAGAGACCUCCUUGGAGCCUCCUGGUCCCGCUGGAGCCCCCUCCCUUGCAGUUGUGCCCCCCAGCAGGUCGCCACUUGCAUCGGGCUCGCAGGAUGGGUGCGAACUGGCUUCCCCGCCUCAGGAGGCUCCUCCUCCUCUUCCUCCUCCACUUGCCAGGGCUGGGCCCUGCCUGGAAUUGCCCAGCUGCCCCCUGGCGGAGGAGGCCGACCCAGAGAGAUGUCGGGAGCCCUCUAGGAUAGUAGUGCCCAACGACCUGCACCAGACUGCUAGUGCUAAUCUAAGUAACGAACUCAACGGAGUUCCCGAAAGGGUAACGCUCAGCGAGAACAUCCUGGAACCUGGCGAACCGAAGGAAGCCGUGCCGCCAGCUCUGGAACCCGCGAGUGAAGAAGAAGCAGAGGCCGAAUGCGUGCCGCCUGCGGCUUCCGUGGCUCUUCCCGGCUCUCCCUCGCCGCCUCCAAGGCCUCCCCAUUCUCCCCUUGCCCUGCCCGUGGCCCUCGCCCCCCAUCUUUCCCCGUCUCCUCCCCGCUCGCCUUCCCCUCCUCUCCCGCCGGCUGGUGCUCCUGCCGCCCUCCAGGGGGACUUGGACAGAGAGGAGUCCCCCAAGCUGACUCUGAAUGAAGACACUCCCAAUGCGAAAGACGAACUGGAGGUGGACGGCCGGACGGAAGAAGAGGAGUUGGAAGAGGACGACGUCCAGGGCUUGAGUGCCAAGAUCGACCUGGAAGAAGCCCCAACCGCUGCAGCUGCACCAAAGACGUGGAAGAAACCAAAAGAACAGAGCCAGGCAGCCGACGAAGGGCUGGAAGCGGCGGAGGAGCCUGAGGCAGAAGAUUUGCUCGGAGGGGAGAGGAUCCCCGAAGCUGAGCAAGAGGCCAGGAGUCUCAACACGGCCUCUCCAUCCGACCUGAAAGUAGCCAACGUGACAGAAGAAAAUGGCGAGCAGGAGGGAGAGCCUGUCCGCAACGGGGCCGAGGAGGCUCCUGAGAGGGAAGGAGGCUGCACGGAGAGUGCGAGCGAAGCCCCCGCCUGCCAGCAGAAGCCAGAACAGUGGAAGCCUGUGGACACCGAAGGGAAGAAGCAGUACGAUCGGGACUUCCUGCUGGACUUCCAGUUCAUGCCCGCCUGCAUCCAGAAGCCAGAGGGGCUACCGCCAAUCAGCGACGUCGUCCUCGAUAAGAUCAACCAGCCCAAACUGCCUCUUCGGAUGUUGGACUCUCGGAUCUUGGCCCGGGGCCCAGACUUCACCCCAGCCUUCGCUGAUUUUGGAAGACAGGUCCCCAGCGGACGGGGUAGCGCUGCCUGCAAAGUGCAGCCCCCACCCGGACUCCCCUCUGGCACGCGAUGUGGCACCCCAGCAUGCCCUUUGUUGGUCUCGUCUCACCCGCAGCUGAGGAACCUGCAGAUAGGGGUAAGGUCCUUGCCUGGGCGCUGUCGAGCAGAGAUAGCAAGUGCCAACGGCGACUGCAGGAGGGCUUCCAUUGUUCAUACCUCUUGUCUGCUCUCUUCCCUUCUGCAGCUGAAAGUGCCCAUGGCCAACAAGCCUGACAGCACAGUCAACUUCCGCAAGUUGUUGCUGAAUCGAUGUCAAAAAGAAUUUGAAAAGGACAAGGCCGACGAUGACGUCUUCGAGAAGAAGCAGAAGGAGCUGGAGGCCGCCACCACCCCAGAGGAGAGGACUCGGCUUCACGACGAACUGGAGGAGGCCAAGGACAAGGCCCGAAGGCGGUCCAUCGGCAACAUCAAGUUCAUCGGGGAGCUUUUCAAGCUGAAGAUGUUGACAGAAGCCAUCAUGCACGAUUGUGUGGUGAAGCUGCUGAAGAACCACGACGAGGAAUCCCUGGAGUGCCUAUGUCGCCUGCUGACCACCAUCGGCAAAGACCUGGACUUUGAGAAGGCCAAGCCUCGAAUGGACCAGUAUUUCAAUCAAAUGGAGAAAAUUGUGAAGGAAAGAAAAACCUCCUCCCGCAUUCGCUUCAUGCUGCAGGAUGUCAUUGACCUUCGGCAGUGCAACUGGAUAUCCCGAAGGGCAGAUCAAGGCCCAAAGACCAUCGAGCAGAUUCACAAGGAAGCUAAAAUAGAGGAGCAGGAAGAACAGCGGAAAGUCCAACAGCUGAUGACCAAAGACAAGAGGCGGCCGGGUGUCCAGAGGGUGGAAGAGGGAGGCUGGAACACCGUGCAGGGGGCAAAAAAUAGCCGUGUGCUGGACCCCACCAAGUUCCUUAAAAUCACCAAGCCCAGUAUAGAUGAGAAGAUCCAGCUUGUGCCUAAAGCCCAGUUGGGCAGCUGGGGAAAGGGCAGCAGCGGUGGAGCCAAGGCCAGCGAGAUCGAUUGUUUACGACCAAGUGCCACUAGCCUGAACCGCUUCUCCGCGCUGCAAGCGCCUGCGUCGACUGUCUCCGGCACUACCCUGGAGCUGGAUCCUCGCAGAGCCUUGACCAGUCGGGGAAGCACCGGCCGAGAGAAGAACGACAACAAGCUGCCGCCCUCGGCUGCUUCCCGUCCCAACGCCUUCCUGAGGCUGAGUAGCGGCAGCAAAGAGCAGCUCUUGGACAACCAGGCGCAGGAGGAGCAGCGGAGGGAGAUGCUGGAGACCGUGAAGCAGCUGACGGGCGGCCUGGAAAGCGAUCGGAACAGCACGGAGAUGGAGAAGAGCAAAACCAGGGAGGCAGUCAAGUCUGAAGCCCCUGCUCCUCACCCGCAAGAAAAGCCGGGCUUGUCAGACGAAGAAAUUGAAAGGAAGUGCAAAUCGAUCAUCGAUGAAUUCCUGCAUAUUAAUGAUUACAAGGAAGCCGUGCAGUGCGUGGAGGAGCUGAAUGUGCCUGGCAUCCUGCCGGUGUUUGUGCAAGUCGGUGUAGAAUCCACCCUGGAGAGGAGUCAGAUCACCAGAGACCACAUGGGCCAGCUGCUCUAUCAGCUGGUACAGUCGGAGAAGCUCAGCAAGCAGGACUUCUUCAAGGGGUUUUCGGACACCUUGGAGACCGCCGACGACAUGGCUAUCGAUAUCCCCCACAUCUGGUUAUACCUGGCUGAAUUGGUGACGCCAAUGUUAAAAGAAGGAGGCAUCUCUAUGAGAGAACUUGUGAUAGAAUUUAGUAAACCUUUACUUCCUGUGAGAAGAGCUGGUGUUCUGCUUUCCAAAAUAUUGCACCUUCUAUGCAAACAAAUGAGCCAUAAGAAAGUGGCAGCCUUAUGGAGGGAGGCUGGCCUCAGCUGGAAGGACUUCCUACCUGAAGAGGACGACGUCCACGCCUUUCUCCUGGAGCAGAAGUUGGACUUCACAGAAACUGACAGUCCCAGUUCCUCAGAAGCACUUUCCCCGAGAGAACUCUCUGCCGAAGAGCUGAACAGGCAGCUGGAGAAACUCAUUGUUGAGGAAGAAGCCGGUGACGAGCAGAUCUUUGACUGGGUAGAGGCUAAUCUAGACGAAAGCCAGAUGAGUUCACCUACAUUCCUUAGAGCUUUAAUGACGGCCGUUUGCAAAGCAGCUGUUCUAGUGGAUAGCUCUAGCUUGCGAGUGGAUACUACCGUUAUCAAGCGGAGAGUGCCCAUCUUACUCAAGUACCUAGACUCGGACACCGAGAAGGAACUACAAGCACUUUAUGCACUGCAGGCAUCAAUAGUAAAACUUGACCAACCUCCUAAUUUGUUACGGAUGUUUUUUGACUGCCUGUACGACGAGGAGGUGAUAUCAGAGGAUGCCUUCUACAAAUGGGAAAGCAGCAAAGACCCGGCGGAGCAGAACGGGAAAGGCGUAGCGCUCAAAUCCGUCACCGCGUUCUUCACGUGGCUACGAGAAGCCGAAGAAGAGUCUGAGGAUAAUUAAAACUGAAUAUACAAAAAAAAAAAGAAAAGAAAAAAACAAAACAAAAAACAAUUUAAGUAUUUUUUUUAAAAAAAGUUUCAUGUCUUCGCCAAUCACAGUGCAGCAAGGCCAAUAACUCGCGCAGAAUCCCCUAUCCCCACGUGUGCACGAGUGGGGGAGAGGCAAAAAAUAAAUAAAAAAUAAGUCACACACGCAAAGGCGAUCAUGGAGGACAAAAAGUACUUGAAAAUUCAAGUCCAACGCAAACCUGAGGGGCAGGAGCACUAAAACCAAAAUACAUCUAUUAUUUAUAGAAACUAUUUUCUGUUUUAAUCUUUUUUUUCCUUUUCAUUUUUUAAACAAGGACUCAAUACUUUAAGAAGAACAAAACCUGUUCAGACAACAACAAACAAACAAAAAAACAAAACCUCAGAACUAUAAUUUAUUAUUUUCAAGAACUGCAAAUGUCAGUGUAAUUUUUAAAUUUGCAGUUUCUGUAACAAAUUGUAUGAUAGACAAAAAAAGAACAAAAGCAGAGAAAUAAAUUUCCCUCCCUUUCA
Molecule: messenger RNA, 5774 nt
Organism: Thamnophis sirtalis
Lineage: Eukaryota; Metazoa; Chordata; Lepidosauria; Squamata; Natricidae
Source: RefSeq, a predicted model, not a curated record